AUGCAUCUAUGCAGUGCAUAUAGAGAGCACAAUAUCACUGUUUCAAGUGAAACCUAUGAGCUUUAUGAUGAAGACUAUUCUGGAAACAAUUUCAGCACCGUGAUUGCCGUCAUCCCAGAGGAACCAUGGUCUGCACGUCCAUUUAACAGCACAAAUGCAACAAAUGCAGUAAAAUGCAACCAAACUUCACAGACAAUCCCUAUCUCAGCCGAUGAUGUGCGUUUCCUCAAAGGCCUGCUGGUCACACAUGUCAUGCCCUCUUUCUACAUCCUCCUCUUCCUCAUUAGUUUGCCCCUAAACGCAUUGGCUCUGGUGACGUUCACUUGUAAGAUUAAAGAAAAGAAACCGGCUGUGAUCUACAUGUCAAACCUGGCGUGUGUGGAUCUGCUCUUCACCCUGCUGCUUCCUCUGAAGAUCCACUAUCAUCUGAACGGAUCUGAUUGGGUGUUUGGUGAGGUGGCGUGUCGUGUGCUAAGCGCUGCUUUCUACUGCUACAUGUACUGCUCCAUACUGCUGAUGAUGUGUAUGAGUGUGGACAGACUGCUGGCUGUGGUUUUCCCCAUCGCCUCUCUGACUUGGAGGACAACGAGGAAUUCUGCUUACGUUUGUGUGUUGGUCUGGUUACUGUCAAUUGCUGGCACAGCCCCACUUCUCUCUAUAACGCAAACGUUCAACAUUAAGGAUUUGGGCGUCACCUGCCACGAUGUGCUGUACCACAUAAAGUUGUAUUACUACCUGUUCUCUAUUCUGUCCUGCCUUUACUUCUUCCUGCCGCUGGUCAUCACUUUGGUGUGUUACUCUAGUAUUAUAUAUGCCCUCAGGGUCAAAUCUGGUCACUUAGCAACAUCAUCAUCAUCAACCUCAGAUAAUCGAAAGAGAGCUGUGAUUAUGGCGAUCGCCGUGCUGACAGAGUUUGUGGUUUGCUUUGCAGCAUCAAAUGCAAUCCUGUUGUAUCAUUGUGUUCGUCUGGCCACAGGAGGUCACACCGAAGAGGGGAAAUAUUAUAUGCUGGCUGUGUGUGCAGGAAGCUCAAGUGUUUUUCUGGAUCCUCUGCUGUACUACUAUGGAUCAUCACAGUGCAGAGAGAAAAUCAGCUCUGUGUUUUGGUGGACAAAAACAGAAAGCACAUCAUCAAACACACAAACCUAUUGA
Messenger RNA from Paramisgurnus dabryanus, 1152 nucleotides. Its product is annotated as proteinase-activated receptor 1-like. Gene Ontology annotation, cellular component: plasma membrane. Gene Ontology annotation, biological process: phospholipase C-activating G protein-coupled receptor signaling pathway; positive regulation of blood coagulation; blood coagulation. The record is from RefSeq and is a predicted model, not a curated record. Gene Ontology annotation, molecular function: thrombin-activated receptor activity. NCBI's taxonomy places the organism in Eukaryota, Metazoa, Chordata, Actinopteri, Cypriniformes, Cobitidae.